Molecule: messenger RNA, 4473 nt
Organism: Penicillium pulvis
Lineage: Eukaryota; Fungi; Ascomycota; Eurotiomycetes; Eurotiales; Aspergillaceae
Exons: 5
Biological process (GO): transmembrane transport
Cellular component (GO): membrane
Molecular function (GO): ATP binding; ABC-type transporter activity; ATP hydrolysis activity
Source: RefSeq, a predicted model, not a curated record
AUCCGCAUAACUUCUGAGAGUAGCGCAAUCGAAUCUGAACCUGAUCCUCCCAACAUGGACAUAUCAUGCGUGGACGAUGCUUCCUUCGGACCUAUUGUGAAAGGGUGCCGGGGGGAUUUUGAUUUUACGCUUAAAUUUGAGAAGAUCGUUCUCUCCAUACUGCCUUCCGUCAUAUUCAUUGCUCUAUCAAUCCCCAGAGCCAUCCAUCUUGCUCGGAAAAGACGGACGGUCGAUGGCACAGCCUUCCAGUGUGUUAAGCUUGCAGCAGCAGGGAUUUAUACAGCCUUUCAGCUUUCUCUGCUCAUUAUUGGCAGCGUCCACCCUUUUGGAUUGACUAAGCUAUCUACCGCAGCUGGGGCGUUAAGUUUUGUUGCGGCGUUAGUUAUCCCCAUGUUGAGCUUUUUGGAGCAUUCUCGUUCACCUAGGCCCUCAAUCUUACUCAGUAUCUUUCUUUCCUUGACUGUACUCUGUGAUAUUGUGCAGGUGCGCUCCCUGUGGCUACUGGUCCAUAACACUGACGGGCUCAACUAUGUGAAACUUUUCACUGUAGCCGUUGUCUGGAAGGCUGUUCUGGUCUGCCUCGAGUCAGUACACUGUCAAAGUUGGCUUGGAUGGGACUGGAAAUUACAUAGCCCCGAAGAAGUCAAUGGGCUUUAUGGGCUCGGAACCUUCCUCUGGCUGACACCCCUUUUCAUGUCGGGGUACAAAAAGGUUCUGAACUUAUCGGACCUUUUCCCUCUAGACAAGAGUGUUUCGGUGGAGGCUCUGAAAACGUCAUUUGCCCACAAUAUUAAGCACACUGGUUUCCAGGGAGACAAGAAUGGCUUGACGAAAGCGCUCGCUCGCACUUUGGCAGUUCCCAUUCUAAUGCCAGUUGUUCCUCGCAUCGCUAUGCUAGGAUUUACGAUCUGCCAGCCCUUUCUCAUUCAAGCAAUCUUGGACUAUCUCGAAGAACCCAGCAACAGCUUGACUGUCAAUAAGGGCUACGGCUUGAUUGGUGCCACAGUAUUGGUUUACACAGGAAUCCCAUUCUCCACUGCUCUCUAUUGGUAUCUACACGAGCGAGCCUUAUUCAAGACAAGAGCAUGUUUGGCUUCUGCGAUAUAUCGCCAGACAGUCCGGGCACAUGCUUCCAAUGCAGAUGACGCAGCAGCUGUCACGCUUAUGAGCACAGACGUUGAAAGGGUUAGAAUGGGGUUGAUGCAACUUCACGAGUUUUGGGCAACCCCAGUUCAGGUAGGUAUCGCCUGUUGGCUACUCCAGCGGCAGCUUGGGACAGCAUUUGUGGCCCCAUUGGUCAUCGUCUUCAUUUGUGUCAUUUCAUCCAGCAUCAUUAUACGUUUUGUUGGACCUAGCCAAACGACUUGGAUGAAAAGUAUUCAGAAGCGGGUCGGUCAUACCGCAAACGUCAUCGCUAACAUGAAACAUUUGAGAAUCUCUGGGUUUACAAAGCCCGUGGAAGAUACCAUUCAGAUGCUGCGUGUUGAGGAGUUAAAGACCGGGAGCAGAUUUCGAUCCUUUCUGGUGGGCUCCGUGGGUAUUGGAUUCUUACCCUUGCUCCUAGGUCCUGUUUUUACAUUGGCCCUCACGUCACGCGAAUUAAAUGUCACGACAAUCUACACCUCGGUCUCUUGGCUCCAGCUUCUCUCAACCCCAUUGUCCGUGCUGUUUCAAACCGCCCCUCAGUUGAUUGCAGCAAUCUCGUGUAUAUCGAGAAUACAGCUGUUUCUCGAGGAAGAGCCAAGAAAAGACUUCCGCCGACUGGCCGGGACAUAUGGAUCGUCUGAGAAAGGGGAUUCGGUUGGAAAUUUGCCGUCAGUUGUUGAGGUCAAAGACGCAGGUUUUGGCUGGGACAAGAGUGCAUUGACUCUGAAGAACAUCGAUUUUUCCUUGUCACAGGGGUUGACAAUGGUUAUUGGUCCCGUUGCCUGCGGAAAGUCAACAUUGUGCAAAGCAUUGCUGGGAGAAACACCUGUUGCAUUCGGGGACACGUUUAUACGAACCAAGUACCCCAAUAUUGGAUUCUGCGAUCAAAUUCCCUUUCUACCCAACGAGCGGAUCAAGGAUACUAUCAUAGGUUUCUCGGACUUCGAUGAGAAAAGAUAUGCCGCUGUCAUUGAAGCAACCAUGCUCUCUCGGGACCUUCUUCUUCUUCCUACAGGAGAUCAAACAAAGAUCGGUAGCGGUGGAAUCUCUCUCAGUGGUGGACAGAAACAGCGUGUUGCACUUGCAAGAGCAUUGUAUCUCCAAUGCGACAUGCUUAUUCUCGACGACCCUCUUGGUGGUCUCGACGCCACUACAGGAGAACGCAUUUUUCAUAAUCUCUUUGGCCCUACAGGCAUCCUCAGGGAAAGACAGGCAAUUGUGGUACUUUCCACAAACGCCACUAGAUAUUUGCCAUCAGCUGACUAUAUCAUUGCGCUGGCAAAUGAUGGCACUAUUGUGGAAAAAGGUCGAUUCUGCGACCUCGUCACAAAUGAACAAUAUGUCCACAGUCUCGGAUUCCAGGUCGACGCGAAGGGUAUUCGUGAUCCAGCAGCAACCAAAUUCCGACCUGAAAUCAAUGCUGAAGAGGAGUCACCUGAAUCGCCUAUUGUUGGCAUCAAUGAAUGCACCGAUAACACCGAUAACAGCGAACUCAACAGGGCCAUGGGUGACUGGUCUGUUUUUUCAUACUACUGCAAAAGUAUUCGCCCUUUUUGGGUGAUCAGCUUCGUGGUAUUUGGUAUCCUUACCGGAUUUCUGUUCAACUUCCCUACGAUCUGGUUAGGUUAUUGGAGUGCGGAUUCUUUCAACCAGUCAAAAUCUUUCUACGCCGGGAUCUAUGGUCUUUUCCAAUGCCUCGCUUUGGUCUCAAUUCUCAGUGAGGCAUCCAUUGGCCUGCUCAUCAUCAUUCGCGAUUCUGGGUCGCGUCUACACGAAGCAGCUUUGCGAACAGUGAUUUCUGCCCCGCUGCGAUUCUUCUCUCAGACGGACACAGGCAUCAUCACCAACUUAUUUUCCCAGGACAUGACACUUCUCGAUGGGGAGCUUCCAUUAGCUUUAAUCAACACUUCGCUGGAGAUCUGGAUAGUGAUAGGAAGUGCGGCAGUAGUCGCAUCAUCAUCUGCCUAUAUCGCCAUUGCGUAUCCUUUCCUUCUAUUGAUCCUUUACGGGGUUCAAAGGUUUUACCUUCGAACAUCUCGUCAGCUUCGGCUCUUAGAUUUGGAGGCAAAGAGUCCGCUCUACACGCAUUUCCUGGAUACAGUCAAGGGCUCAAUGACCCUGCGUGCUUUCGGUUGGACAGAGGAUUCCAUCCUCUUCAACAAUGUUCUUUUAGACACUUCACAGCGCCCAGCUUACCAGCUGGGCAUGAUACAGCGAUGCUUGUCCUUCGUGCUCGACAUAGUCGUGGCAGUUAUUGCACUGCUAGUGGUCAUUCUUGCUACUCAGCUUCGCCCCAGUACUGGCUUGACUGGUGCCAGUUUGGUGUCAAUUAUGAGCUUUGGUUCAACUCUGGCUUACCUGAUACAGAUGUAUACGUCGUUGGAGACCUCAAUUGGAGCUGUCUCCCGUAUAAAGUCCUUAAGUGAUAAAACCGCCCCAGAGGAUUUACCCGGCGAGGAUACCCAACCCUCUAUCACAUGGCCAGAGAGGGGCAUCAUCACAGUGAAGAACAUCUCUGCAUCCUAUAGCGGUCCGGAAUCAGCCGAGAACUCAGAACCGAGCAACCUUGCUCUCCGGGACCUCUCAUUUACCAUACCAGCGGGACAGAAAGUAGCAAUCUGUGGAAGAACUGGAAGUGGAAAAUCCUCCACCGUUCUCCUGCUGCUGCGUCUUUUAGACCCACUUUCUUCAUGUACUGGGGAGCUCUCUAUCGAUGGCAUCUCACUCUUGAAAAUUGACCGCUCCACUUUACGCCAAUGUAUCAUCGCGGUACCUCAAGAUCCAACAUUCUUCCCGGACCGCACUACCUUCAGAAAAAAUCUCGACCCCUUCGACGCGGCAACAAACGACGAGUGCCACUCGGUCUUGAAGACAGUAGGGCUAUGGCCCUUGGUGUCUGACCGCGGGGGACUCGAGGCCGGGCUCACCGCCGACAUGCUUAGCCACGGUCAAAAGCAGCUAUUCAAUCUGGCAAGGGCAGUCUUACGCCGGCGAGUUCGUGCUCACCAAAUCGAUGCCGAAGUAGGGGAUGCGUAUAUGGAUGCAUCUACCUCUGCACUUUCGGCAUUGGGUGGCGGUGUUCUUAUUCUCGAUGAGGUCAAUAGCAGUGUGGAUGCUGAGACACAGAAGACCAUGCGGGAUAUCAUAUGGAGCGAGUUUGAAGGAUACACAGUGAUCAUGGUCAGCCACCGACUUGAUAUUGUUAUGGAGUUUGACAAGGUUCUGGUCAUGGAUGGUGGCAGGCUCGUGGAAGAGGGUUCGCCGAGGGAGUUGAUCAAGGAAGAAAGGAGCUGGUUCAAAGACCUAUGGAUGGCUGGGAAAGAGUGA